CGUUACCGCUGAACAGGCGCCGUGCCAUGCCUCCUUACAUCCCUCACCGUCCUUUUGAGACCCAAUAACCCGCCGCUAGCGAUGUUCGAAAUUGGAAAAAUGCCCGGACGCACUCUCUGGCGUUGGUCAAUGACUGAAUCUUGACGUCUUCUAUUGUACUGGUGCCGCAAAACGAUGGCCAGCUGCAGGUUCAGCAAGGUUGAACACGGCAUCCUCGGACCUAUGGGCUGCUGUAUGACUCCGUGUCCCAAGGCAAGGGAACGAUCUCUCACCCUAGGAGACUGGUCUACGACAAAAGUAUAAAAGGGGCCAGAAAGUUCCGCAUAGCGAAGACCUCAAAGCCUACCAGUCCAAAGAAUGGGACACUAUUUCUCCUCUCCAAAAGACCGCGCCCAGCCUCUGCCAAAGAAUGACGCUGCCGAUGUGUCGUCCGAGGAUUCCGCGCCAUGCUCGCCAUCAACGGCGUCAGGCCCGGGCCAUCCCUUCUUGAUCAGGGCGAAGGGAAACUAUCUCUACCUCGACAACGGACAGCGGAUCAUCGAUGGUUGCGGCGGCGCGGCAGUUGCCUGCAUUGGCCACGGCCGGAAGGACGUCGUCAAGGCUCUCACGGCCCAGGCGAAGAAGUUCGCCUAUGUCUCGUGGGCUCACUUCGAGAACGAACCCGCUCAAAAACUGUCCGACUGGCUGAUCAACAGUACCGGCGGGAGAAUGAGCAAGGUGUACAUCAUGUCCUCUGGCUCGGACGCCGUUGAGGGCGCCAUGAAGCUCGCCCGAGAGUACUUCCUCUGGACCGGGGAACCGCAGCGCGUGAACUUCAUCUCUCGCGACGAAUCAUACCACGGGACUACCAUUGGUUCGCUGUCGUUGUCGGGGCACGUAGCUAGACGAGGCCCCUUCGAGCCCGUGCUUCUCCAGAACAGACACCGGGUUUCGGCCUGCAACCCCUACCGCCAGAGGCUCGCUGGCGAGCCAGACGACGACUUUGUGGCCCGCAAGAGAGACGAACUGGCCCAGAAGUUCCUCGAGCUGGGCCCCGAGACCGUCGCCGCGGUCAUCAUGGAGCCGGUCGUCGGGGCCGCACUCGGCUGCGCCCCCGCCGUACCGGGCUACCUCAAGGCGGUGCAGCAGGUCUGCCACGAACACGGGGCCCUGCUGAUCCUCGACGAGGUGAUGUGCGGCAUGGGGAGGACCGGGACACUCCACGCGUGGGAGCAGGAAGGGGUCGUCCCGGAUCUCCAGACGGUCGGGAAGGGCCUCGGCGGCGGGUACCAGCCCGCGGCGGCCCUGCUGGUCGGCGAGAGGGUCGCCCGCGUCAUGGAGGCCAGCGGCAAGACCUUCACCCACGGACACACGUACCAGAACCACCCGGUCGUGGCCGCGGCGGCCCUCAAGGUCCAGCAGAUCAUAAAGGAGGAAAACCUGCUGGCCAACGUCGGGGCGCAGGGGCGCCACCUCGAGUCCCUCCUGAGGCAGAGGCUCGGCGACCACCCCAACGUGGGCGACAUACGGGGCCGGGGCCUCUUCUGGGCGGUCGAGUUCGUCCGCGACAAGGGGACGAGGGAGCCCUUCGACCCGGGCAUGCAGGUGGCCCUCCGUGUGCAGAAGCGCGCCCAGAAGCAGCCGCACAACGUCCUCGUCUACCAGGGCCAGGGCUGUGCUGGUGGCGGCAGGGGCGACCACAUUAUGAUCAUGCCGGCUUACAACGCCGACGCCGGGGUCAUCGAGGAGAUUGUGGGGGGUGUCGUGUCUGCCAUUGAGGCCGUGUUUGAGGAGAGCUCCUGAGUUGGCAUGCAUGAUGAACGGUUUCCUAAGCUGUGUCGCUGGUCUCUGCAUGGUUUCGAUCCUUGCAAGCUUGAGUGGCUGGGUUACUUUGGAGGCAUGGGUAUUUGGAGAUUGGGUUUCAUUAAUUAUAUCAGUC
Messenger RNA from Phialemonium atrogriseum, 1918 nucleotides. Its product is annotated as putative aminotransferase. Gene Ontology annotation, cellular component: cytosol. Gene Ontology annotation, molecular function: transaminase activity; pyridoxal phosphate binding. Bases 358 to 1782 code for a protein of 474 amino acids. NCBI's taxonomy places the organism in Eukaryota, Fungi, Ascomycota, Sordariomycetes, Cephalothecales, Cephalothecaceae. The record is from RefSeq and is a predicted model, not a curated record. The transcript has 3 exons.